This is a messenger RNA of Eremomyces bilateralis CBS 781.70, 578 nucleotides long. RefSeq lists its product as uncharacterized. The record is from RefSeq and is a predicted model, not a curated record. The transcript has a single exon. The coding region runs from base 193 to 516 and encodes 107 amino acids. Lineage: Eukaryota; Fungi; Ascomycota; Dothideomycetes; Eremomycetales; Eremomycetaceae.
UUCGCUUAAGCGUUGGGUUUCUCAUGGGCGGUUUCCAUCAAAAGUCCGUUGCUCUCUUCCGUACUUUCGACGGAUUCAAGCUCGGACGUUUUCCUGCAAUUAUUUAGGGGUUCGAAUUUCAAUCCCUCGACGCUGCCGCUCUCAUUGCAUAGCGCGCAUCCUGCUCUUUCGAAUGUUUUACGCUUUCUCUAGAUGGUUCUUGCUGAACUCACGGUCGCGCUGACAUUCCUCGCUUUUGAUUCCAUGCUCGGUCCGGUCGGAGAGCGACGAGCGGAUGGUUCGGAGAGGACGGUGGUCCUUGGAUACGAACAUAUAGUGAAAAACGUGGUAGCAGCGGUCGUCCUAUGCGACUUCGAACAUAACGUGGGACAGGGUCGACGAGGCGAGGAGCUGAGGAAUGGUGGAGAUGGGAGCGGAAUUCCAUGUAUUAUAGCACGUUCAAUUCAGCGGGGCAUGGCGGAUCAGGCAUCUACACAUAAGUAUGGUACCAAUAUAACACUUAAUUGUGGACAAUAGCGGUGCGUACGAAUGCAUAAGCCAGGGAUGGUGGUACUGGAGGCCUGGGGCAGCGUGACCAU